This is a messenger RNA of Cynoglossus semilaevis (tongue sole), 4820 nucleotides long. Its product is annotated as circularly permutated Ras protein 1-like. NCBI's taxonomy places the organism in Eukaryota, Metazoa, Chordata, Actinopteri, Pleuronectiformes, Cynoglossidae. The transcript has 20 exons. Bases 1055 to 3184 code for a protein of 709 amino acids. The record is from RefSeq and is a predicted model, not a curated record. Gene Ontology annotation, molecular function: zinc ion binding; SNARE binding. Gene Ontology annotation, cellular component: endoplasmic reticulum exit site; COPII vesicle coat. Gene Ontology annotation, biological process: COPII-coated vesicle cargo loading; endoplasmic reticulum to Golgi vesicle-mediated transport; intracellular protein transport.
ACCUGAGCUACAGUACAGUAUGUGUUAUGUACAGAUUACAACAUACACAGGUUACAAUACUUUUAUUUGUUUUUCCCAUAAGUGAUUUAUUUUUAUCUCUGCUGUGAUGAUGGGAAAUAUAUAAUUGCAGCAGUGUAUAAAUGUCUGGGAACUGUUCUCUAAUCAAAACCCACAAAUGGAUAAACACACAACUCACAAUGUUUUCUAUUUUUUAAAAAGUCGGCAAAAAACAAAGUAAUAAAAUAGGUUAGUGUUAUAUAAGAUGUAGCGAAAGUCGCUUAAAGAUAGCAAAAGGUUAAAGUGUAAGAAAAAUUUUAAAAAAUAACUAGAAUUUAAGACUUUUUUUCUUCCAUGUAAUUCAGCAAAAAGUCUAAAAUAACUGCAAAACAAGAUUAAAAAAUAGCUUGGAGUAGAAUAAGAAAAUGGCAAAUAAUUGGCUGAAAAAGGAUAUUAGAUUUUACCAAACCUCACUGCAGGAAUAUUAGCCAGUCAGGAAAUAGCUACAUCAUUAUUAUAACUAUAACCAUUAUUGAAGUUUAUAUUGAUCGUGUAAUUUAUAAAUGUGUGAACAAUCCAGGGCUUUAAAUAAUAAAACAGAGCAUUGUUGUCCUUGAAAUGCUGUGUUGUUAGAAUCCUGCAGUACAAAGGAAUAUAUAAUGACUUCUAUCCCAUAAUACCACAAUAAAGAAACAAAAACAAUCUUAAUCCUAGCAUUAUAAUAAUACUGUCACAGUCAUGGAGUGUUCUUAUUUUCUUCAGACAAAUCCUAUCCUUGACCUUUGACCUCGUUGGCUUCUUUCCCUCUCAUUUACUGCUAUAAAUGUUUAACCAGAAACAGUGUCAUUGGUAAUAAAGCUGUGAGUGGAGGCUCAACCCCAUGUCCACACACUAAAAAUACCUGAAGGUAGUCUGACAAGAAAAAAAACAAAUCUGGAAUCCAGUUGGGCAAGAUCCUCAGGAGCAAAUAAUGAGUGACAAGGUGUCAGCAGUGCAGUAGCUGAAGUGUUUCACUGUACCACGAGCUCCUGAAGAACUCUACACAUGCUGCGUCACCAUGGAAUUUGCUUGUGGGUUUAUUUAUGUUCCUCCUGUGACACGGAAUGACGGCCAACGACCCGGUGUCACUAAACGCUCAGCUCUGCUUCCUCCUGUCAACCGAGUCCGUCCUCGCAUGCCUCCUCCUCCUCCUCCUCCGACAAACGACCCUAAAAACUCAAAGAUCUUCACAUCCACAACCAAGAUCCAGGAGCAGGUGGAAAAAAGCCAGGAGGUGAAAAAGCUGGUGAAGCCUGAGAGCAUUUAUGAAAAUGAAGAAUUCUACAGACAAACAGAGGCGGCCACUGCAACUGGUCAACAGCAGACGUUUCCACGAAAGACAGCUCUUCUUCCUCCGCACAUGAGGCCCGCAGCUAACAGCCGUGGAUCUCCGUCGCACGAUCAACCAAUCAACAGUCAGGUUUUCACCCAUGACUUGCCCCAGGGUGAGACAGAUCUAAUGCCUGAGUACGUGAUGGUGUUACCCUCCCGCCUACCUGAUUCGUCCUCUCAGAAAUCACCUUCAGUUGCCUCAGUGUCACCGUCAACUACCAGUAAAGAGUCAUCAGCAAAGGAUCCUCUUCCAGGGAAUCCUAAUGUGGUCUUAAUCAGUUUAGGAAAACUACUCUCAGAAGAAAAAGAGCAGGCCUUACGACAUAAACCCACCCUCUGUCCUCACUGUGGCUCUGUGCUGGACUCCUGUUAUUACAAUGUGGAGAAUCAGUGUCACUUCUGUCAGUUCUGGGAAUGGUCCAAUCUUCCACACCUACCUCCCAGCCUCCUCUUCUCUCUAAACCCGGAUGAGCCUCCCUGUGCUGCCGACCCCCUGCUGCUGUUCUGCAUCGACAUCUCUGGCUCCAUGAGCAUCACGUCCCAGGUGACAGUAAAAAACCAUGUGACUUACGAAUCUCGACUGGAGUUUGUCCAGGAAGCGGUGGUGCUGUGUGUUCAGAGACUGAGUGAACAGCAACCAGACAUUAGAGUGGGCCUCAUCACCUUCAACAACCACGUCAGGUUGCAUGGAUAUGGCAGUUUAGGAUCACAUAUCCUAAGUGGUGCAGAUUUGAUUGACAGCAACUGUAUCAAAGAGGCCGCAGCCAGUUUUCCCACUCCGCCUCCACUCUCACUGACCAAGGACUUCCUGCAGAGCCAAGUUAAGGGCUUAACUGAAAGUGGAACCACAGCUUUGGGCCCAGCUGCUCUACUGGCUGUUGCAAUGGCCUCCAGACAACCAGGGUCCAAAGUCAUUAUCUGUACAGAUGGGAAGGCCAACACAGGCUUGGGAAAUCUGGAAGAGGAGGAGAACGACGCCAGAACCCUCCUGUCGUCCACUAUCUUCUACCAAGACCUGGGGGAGUACGCCGCUAAUCAGGGUGUGACGGUGUCUGUGCUGUCCAUAGAGGGGACAGACUGUCGGCUGGAUGAGCUGGGGCGACUGGCUGAUCGGACCUCAGGGAGAGUGGUGAUAGCCAGUCCGAACAUGCUGCAUCAAGAGUUUGAAAACAUCAUUAUGAACAGGACCAUCGCCACACACUGCAGUGUCACAUUACUGCUGCCCAAGUCCCUGAGUGUGAGGGGAGAGAGGGAGUCUGCACACAAGGCCGUCAGAGAGGUGGGGAAUGUGGACCCAGACACUGAGAUCACCAUCCAGUUUGGAGCCAGUCAGCAUGACAGCCAAGUCUCACCACCAGCCUCUGGCAGCUGUGUGUCCAUCCAGCUGCAGAUCAGGUUCAGACAGAAGAAUGGACAGACCAGGCUCAGGGUGAUAACUGCAAACCGAGAUGUCACCGAUGACAGCUCCGCGGCCCUGUCCUCGCUGUCUCUGGCCAUCAUUCAGCUCAACUCGUCACAGGUCAGCGCCGCUCUGGCAGUCAGAGGUCGCUUCCUGGACGCCAGGAAAGAGGGAGAGCUGCAGAAGAAGCUGAUCGAGCGAGCCAUUGAGCACAAUCACAGUGUCAAAGAUAAAGAGACUUACCAGGACUGGGUUAAAACUAUGGAGCCCAUUUACAACAACAUUCAUGACAUUACACGGAGACAAUGUGUUAUGUCAGACUCACAGUUUCUCACAGACGCUGGUGCGGUGCUGCUCUACAACAUGAAACACUGCAACAGGAAGUCCAUUUCUGAGAAGAGAAGACAACAAACCUAGGCACCCUAAUGGUUCAUGGAGGCACAUUAGACUUGGUAAAAACGUUAACAAUGUGUUAGUCUACAUCUACUGUACAUCUCUGUUAUAAAAUAAAUCUGAUUGUUUUAUUCCUGGAGCAUUAAGCAGAGUCGCAAAUUUGAAACCAUCAGUAAGCUGCUUAAUAAUGCCAACAAAACACUACUACUCUGCAAAAGAUAGAGCUUUGAAUAUGAGCAUUUGCAUAUAUUAUACCACACUGCAUGUGUUUAUUCUGUUGAGUAAGGAAAGUUAUUCUGUCAAAGUCCUUUAGAUAAAAAACAGGCAAGAAAGAGAAAAAAAAGGUCUAAAAAACAACCAAUAUUAAAUUAUAUGAUAUGAUAACCACAGUUUAACAUCUUGUGAGGAUGUCUUUCCCCCAGAUAUGGAACCAUGAUAAGUGAACACAGCUUCUCUUUGUUCUGGUUCAAUCACAGAACCAUUUACCAGACCUGACUUUGCGUUUGGGAGUUAAAACACAAACCAGAGUCUAUAAUUACACCAAGAUUAAAAGAAAAGGGAAUCAAGAUGUUGGUCAUGUCUCUUUAUAUUCAUCAAAAACAGUGAACAUGAGGACAUGACCAGCAGCGCUCUAUUACAAUGAUGCAAAACUGCACUCCAAGACAGGGGACGAUGAUUAACAUGAUGCAAAUGGAAGCUUAAGCAUAAAUAAAUAGAUGUGUUUCUUCUCUGGGGCAGCCCUCGUGACAUGAACUCUCAACUCAGGGCAGAUGGUUGUUGUUUUGUAUGCACCAUCAUUCAGGAGGAUUCUGGAAAGAAACAAACAAAUGAAGCAGGACUCAAAGAAAAGUGACGCACAGCAGGUCUGUAAUAAAAGAAAUAAAAAAGUUUGGUUAAAAAUGAAUAAGGAAACUCUUGGGGAAAUUCCUUCAGUCCAUUUUCGAUCAUUUCUGCAGGUAGACAGAGCUGACAUGAAUCCAGAAAUGAAUUAAUUUGAUCAAAAUAAAUGUUUUGUGAGUUCUGUGAGUGCUGAAAUUAAAAAAUAUAGAAAUGACACAAUAACUAAAAGUAACUUUUUUGCCAAACUAGAUUACAUGAACUGCUAAAGGUAUGAACUUGGUGAUGUAUAGUAGAAAACAAAGGCAGUUUGUGUACAAAAAUAUAAUACUCUUUAUUCAUUGAUACCUUGACAAUUACAGUAGAGGGCAUUAGAACAAGGUAACACUAUAUCACGGUUUGUUCAUUACUAUAUUUUGGUUUGCAUAAAAUGCCAUAAUUAUCAGUUUGUGUGCCAUCGUUUGACCAGAGUCUGAAAAUACAUUUCAUGGGCAAUUAUUUAAAAUGCUGCUCAUGCAUACGAAAAGGAAGAAUACUGUAUGGAUAUAUGAAUACUUUUUUAUACAAGGUAUAUACAGUAUAUGUCAAGGUAGAACAGGGCUCACUGCUCAGGAAACAUAAAACAUUUUUAAUAAUCUUAUUUUUUUUAAAUACAGAGUUUUGGAAACUGUCCUGGAGCAAUUUCUUGUGAGAGUUGGCAGUUAAUGAAAUUAUCUUUGGAAACUGAAAAGGUGAAAAGAAUACUAUGAUGAGCUACACUUAAAAUACUAUAAAAACAAGUAACAAGUUGUUAAUGAUAUAUAAUUGCAAAAUUAAGACAAAU